CACCACAUCUAUGACUGUUGAUACUUACAACAAUCUAUAAUCUCCAACUAUAUAAAUUUCGCCAUGGUCGACACAAGAAAAGUGGGCGUUCUGGGCGGCGGCCAGCUCGGUCGCAUGUUGAUCGAGGCGGCAAAUCGACUCAACAUCCAAGUCAACGUCCUCGACGUAGAUAAAUCGCCCGCAAAGCAAAUUUCGUCACAUGACGGCCACAUUUCCGGAUCCUUCAAAGAUGCAGCAGCAGUUAAGAAGCUAGCAGAAUCAUCGGAUGUCGUUACCGUGGAAAUCGAGCACGUGGAUGUGGGCAUGCUGGAAGAGGUAUCGAGUCAGGUCGCUGUGGAGCCCAGCUGGAAAACGCUCAAGAUUAUCAAAGACAAAUACGCCCAAAAAGGAUAUCUUGAAUCCCACGGAGUCCAGGUUGCUGAAAGUAUUGAUCUGGAAGGAAAAGGUGUGGAGGGUUUGAAAGAGGUUGGCAGCAAGUUCGGCUACCCGUAUAUGUUGAAGAGCAAGACUGAGGCGUAUGAUGGACGAGGAAACUUUGUGGUCAAGAGCGAGGGCGACAUUGAGGCUGCACAGAAGGCAUUGGGCGACCGACCACUCUACGCCGAACGCUGGGCAGAUUUCAGGAUGGAGCUUGCCGUCAUGGUUGUAAAGACCAAAGACGGAGUCCUGACCUUUCCCACUGUUGAGACCAUCCACGAAGACAGCAUCUGCAAGCUCACAUACGCACCCCCAAGGAACGUAUCUCCAGAGAUCACAGCAAGGGCUCAAGAACUCGCAAAGAAGGCCAUCGGUGCGUUCGAGGGCAAGGGAGUCUUCGGUGUAGAAAUGUUCCUGCUCAAGGACGACACUCUCCUCAUCAACGAAAUCGCACCCCGACCUCACAACUCUGGACACUACACCAUCGAAGCAUGCCCUCUCUCCCAGUACGACGCCCACCUACGCGCCAUCCUCGACCUCCCCAUCCCAGAGUCUGGCCUCCGACUCCGCGAACCCGCCAUCAUGCUCAACAUCCUCGGCGGCCAGACCACAGACUCCCACGUGCAAAUCGCAAAGAAAGCCCUCGAAUCCCCCAACGCCUCCAUCCACCUCUACGGCAAAGGCGACGCCCGACCCGGCCGCAAGAUGGGACAUCUCACCGUGACCGCACCAACCCUCGCCGCCGCCGAAAAGGAAAUCCAACCCCUAAUCGACGUCGUCGACCAGCAAAAAGGCAAAGCCGUCACACCUAGCCCCGCCUCUUCCUCUCCCGAGCCCCUCGUCGCCGUAAUCAUAGGCUCCGACUCUGACCUCCCCGUCCUAAAAGCCGGCCUCGACAUCCUCACGAAGCUCCAGGUCCCCUUCACGACGCGCAUCACGUCCGCGCACCGGACGCCGGACUGGCUGCGCGAGUACAGCAAAGCCGCCGGCACGGCCAACGGCCUCCGCGUCAUCAUCGGCGCGGCGGGCGGAGCUGCACAUCUGCCCGGCAUGUGCGCGAGCUGGACGACGCUGCCAGUCAUUGGAGUCCCCGUCAAGGCUACGCACCUCGACGGCGUGGAUUCGUUGUACUCGAUGACGCAGAUGCCGAGGGGGGAGCCCGUGGCGACGGUGGGGAUCAACAAUUCGACGAAUGCGGCGCUGUUGGCGGUCAGGAUACUGGGGGCCACGGAUUUGGAGGUUAGGGAGAGGUUGAGGGUUUGGAUGGAGGGGAAUGAGAAGGAGGUGUUGAGGAAGGACCAGAAGUUGCUUGAGGAGGGGUAUCAGACUUAUUUGAAGAGUAUGGGGAAGUAGGGGGUUCGUAUGUUUUCAAGAUGUUAUCAAAAGGGGUGGGUAGGGGGUUGUUAAGUUAUGAUUUAGACGCAAUUCAAUGAUAGAGAUGAUAUAGUUCUUAUGGUUGCCGUGUGAAGAGUUUUGGCAGGUGGAGAUCGUGAUGAUUGCCUCGAAUUGCACGGGUGUGUUGGUUAUGGGACAAGGGCCUUUGGAUAG
This is a messenger RNA of Aaosphaeria arxii CBS 175.79, 1965 nucleotides long. RefSeq names its product phosphoribosylaminoimidazole carboxylase. Lineage: Eukaryota; Fungi; Ascomycota; Dothideomycetes; Pleosporales. Gene Ontology annotation, molecular function: metal ion binding; phosphoribosylaminoimidazole carboxylase activity; ATP binding. Gene Ontology annotation, biological process: 'de novo' IMP biosynthetic process. The record is from RefSeq and is a predicted model, not a curated record. The coding region runs from base 64 to 1770 and encodes 568 amino acids. The transcript has a single exon.